AUGACAGCUCAGUGUUGUGCCGCAGCUACCGUCGUCUGCUGCUGCGUGGUGCUGCUCGCGGUGGUGUCGGUGUUCGCGCCGCGCGCCGAAGCCGCAGAAGUGUACCGGGACUGUGGCGGCGUGUUGCGCGGACCCCGGGGUGUGAUAAGCACUCCGGGCUUUCCCCGGCCUUACCCCGUCCCCAUCGCGUGCAGAUGGGUGCUCGAGGCGGCCCCGCGGCAGCGGGUGGCCCUCUAUUUGACGCAGUUUUACAUGCGCGAGGGUGUGACCGUCUCGGAGUACCUCUUCUACUCGGACGAGCAGCUGAACAUGGGCGGAACGUUGAUCGGGUCCAUCACGUCCGAGUCCGAGCCCACGCAUGUGUUGAGCAACAAGCCCGUCAUGGUCAUCGACUUUCAGGUUCGCGAGCCUGGCAACAUUCAUCACCGGGUGCUGGACCUCUUCCUGGACGUGUACGGCUUCAACCUGACGUACGAGAUGCUCGAGGUCAACGAGAGCAUGCGUGCUGACCCCUGUCUCGAACACCACUGCUCCUUCACGGGUGUGUGCCUGGCCGCGGCCGACUGGAGCCGUUACAGCUGCACCUGCCUCGGCGACUUCUACGGCGACGAAUGCCAGUUUUCGCCACGCUGCGGUCCCGACAGCAGCGGCAGUGCCGGUCGAGCGUCCUCCUCCCUCUGUCACAACGGUGGCACCUGCCGGUCAGUGAACUGA
Molecule: messenger RNA, 714 nt
Organism: Dermacentor silvarum
Lineage: Eukaryota; Metazoa; Arthropoda; Arachnida; Ixodida; Ixodidae
Product: CUB and sushi domain-containing protein 3-like
Exons: 2
Coding region: 1-714 (237 amino acids)
Biological process (GO): negative regulation of inflammatory response
Source: RefSeq, a predicted model, not a curated record